Caenorhabditis bovis is the source of this 429-nucleotide messenger RNA. The record is from the annotation of a GenBank genome assembly. NCBI's taxonomy places the organism in Eukaryota, Metazoa, Nematoda, Chromadorea, Rhabditida, Rhabditidae.
AUGAAAACUGUAUUCAUUCUCAUGGUUCUUAUGGCCGUGGCUUAUUCAAUGGAAGGGCUUGACGUGGCAGCACUAUCCGGACAAGGAAAAAAGUUUUUCUUCGAUGUGACAAAGCAAGUUAUGGGAGUUCCAUCUUUAAAACCUGAAAAUCUUGCUGCUCAAGCAUUUUUCCGCAACUUCCUUGAUAAGUACACAAAGCUUGAUGACAAAAUCAAAAAUGAUAUGAUGAAGCACGUUCCAAAAGCGACCAAAUUGUUUGAUGCUGCAGCAAAAAAAUUUAACGUCGAACCGAUUCAAGCUUUCAAAAUGCUCUCGACAUUUUUUGAAACGUUCAAAAAGGGCGCAUCGGGCGAAAUGGCUUCAAAGGGAUUAAAACUAGCUGGAAAAUUUCUGGGCAGCAACGGAGGAAAAAAAGGAACUCUUAAUUGA